Messenger RNA from Amborella trichopoda, 1007 nucleotides. NCBI's taxonomy places the organism in Eukaryota, Viridiplantae, Streptophyta, Magnoliopsida, Amborellales, Amborellaceae. The record is from RefSeq and is a predicted model, not a curated record.
CGAGGUGCUUCCCUCUCUCGCUAUGGAGUUGAGCACUGUGUUUCUCUGAGCUCGCCAUGGAGUACAGAAAACUGAAAGACGAGGAAAAAGAUGGGGGUGGAGUUGAUCCAGAGGGUCAUCAUGGAAAACCUCUCUCUGGUGUUCCUAUACGUGCUGUUGACAAGUUGGGGGGUAGUGUGCUUGAUAAAUCCAAGUGGACGAGCAAGUCGCUUGUGACAAUUGCCUUGACAUUGCUUACUAGCUCACAGGCAAUACUUAUUGCAUGGUUAAGGAGAGCAGGAAAGUAUGAUUAUAGUGUAACAACUGCAAAUUUUUUGGGGUUUUUUUCAUGGCUAUUCUCUUAUCACGAUUUGCACGAAUCUGAAUCAUGCCCUCAGGUAUAUUCCACUUCGGUUGCGAUGCUUCUUACGGCAGUAGUAUCAGUGUUUCUCUUUGGGUUUCAUCUUUCUCUUGCAUUCUUUCUUGGCUCAACGUCGGUUGUGUCUUUGUCAAUCUAUCUACAUUCCAUUGGGAAAGUACAGAGAUAAUACAGGUUACUUUCCAACCAUUACUUUUUGUCUUCACUGAGCCGCAGGUGGCUUCUCUCCUCUCCCAAGUGUAUCCAAGGCUGAGAAUCAGGAUAAGCGCCAAUUGAUGCACCAGAGGUAUUGCAUCGCCUUGCCCCCCCUCUUUCUCUCUCUCUCCCUCCCUUUCACAGUCCCUCUCACUUGUUUGUUAAUAGAGUAUGAACAGUGGCAUCGAGAUUAUAAUGGAAUUGGCAUGUUGUCAGUUUUAUGAGAUUUGGAAAUUGACAUUUGCGAAUUUGCGUCUCUCUUAUCUGUCUCAGAAUGUAAGCCUGAUUUUUAUAGAACUUUUGGUCUUAUUUUUUAACUAGAAUUUGUUUUUUUUUUGCAUGAAAGGAUUCACGAUCUUCGUUUUUUCUUGAAUUCUAUAAUCACAACUCCAUGUAGUUCUCCAAUGUUUGGUAUUCUUGGCUUUAUUGAAUUUUAUUUUUUUGGAUUGGUGAA